AUUCGUCACUCUUCUCCAUUACCCUUGUCCAUUAACCUUCACCAUUACCCUGUCACACGUUUAGGCCGCAUGGCUUAGGCUCAGGACAUGGGGCGACCUGUCGAACAGGCGGAGACAGGCGGAGCAGCGCUGGUUCACUGGAGGCUAUCCGCUCAGUUUGGGACAGGGGCAUGGAUGCAGGGAGCGUUUCCACAGAUGCCCCAUCAGAGGGAUUCUUGUGUGCUAAGAAUGGAACGAACAACAUCAGUGAAUGUCUGUUUCAUCCUUGACAACCCAGCAGACUUCUCCACUUAUGCCUAACAGUUCAGAACCAACUGGAUAUUCUAUACCAAAGUAUCAUCUCAGAGGAGAAGCUCAAUAGCACCACCCCUGGCUGCCAUCUCCUGCUGUUUUUCCUGCACUUUGGUUCCUGCAAGAGUUACAGACUGUUUCAUCACAUUUAUCAGAAACUCAGAUUAAUCUCCAAAGCAGAUGUUGUCCACUCGUUCUAACUGGCAGUGAUGGGAAGUGCUCAAGCCCACUGCUAUGGCAUUGUGUCCUCGGAAGAAGAUGGGACGUUGCCAGACCUUGGUACCAUGCCAAAUGGCUACUGUUCUGGCAAUACUGGAGCCAACGUGAACACACAUCAUCACACAGCGAGACGCACUGUGGACAAAAAUGGGAACUGCAAUAUGAAGUUUGUGAAUAUGAGCGAAAAAUGCCAACGUUACCUGGCUGACAUUUACACGACAUGGGUGGAUAUCCAUUGGCCAUGGAUGCUGAUUAUCUUCAGUUCGGCUUUUCUCCUCUCAUGGUCCUUCUUUGGGUUUGUGUUUUGGCUGGUGGCGCUGUCAUAUGGAGACCUAGAAAAGGAAGAGCAGUUGUGCGUUGCAAACCUUAACAGCUUCACAGCAGCCUUCAGUUUUGCUAUGGAGACACAGACUACCAUUGGAUACGGGAACUACUAUGUAACUGCGGAAUGUCCCAUUGCUGUUUUCAUGGUGGUUUUUCAGACCAUUAUGGGAUAUAUUAUUAAUAACCUUGCCAUUAGUACAAUCAUGGCAAAGGUGAUCUCACCCAAGAAAAGAAGUGAGACUCUGGUGUUCAGCCACUAUGCCAUAAUCACCAUGAGAGACCAUAAACUUUGCUUAAUGUGGAGGGUGGGAAACCUGCAGAAGAGUCAGCUGGUGGAAGCUCAUGUUCGAGCACAGCUCAUCAGGUCUCACACCACUGCUGAGGGGGAGUAUUUAACCCUGGACCAGACAGAGCUCGAUAUUGGAUUUGAUUCUGGCAUUGACAGAAUAUUAUUAACGUUCCCACUCAUUAUUAUUCAUGAGAUUGACGAAAACAGCCCAUUCUAUGACAUGAGCAAGGAGAAGUUAGAGAGCUCUGAAUUCGAGAUAGUGGUGAUGCUGGAUGGGUCUGUAGAGGCCACAUCCAUGUCCACGCAGUGUCGCAGUUCUUAUAUACCUAGUGAGAUUUUAUGGGGCCACCAGUUUGAGCCUGUUCUUUCUGAGAUUAAAAAUCACUAUUCGGUGGAUUACUCUAAAUUUAACAACACUUACGUGGUUCCCAGCACUCCACAGUGCAGUGCCAGGGAACUGGAAGAGGAAAACUCCAGCAUCUCUGGCCACAACUCCUUAUGCUAUGAGAAUGAAGUAGCUGUCAUGAAUAAAGAGCACUCAGGUAAUGAGGAAUAAUAUAAGAAAGGCAAGAAUAACAUUUUGGGUAAGAAUGUUGGAGGACUCAAAUAGUGAAGUGAGCUCAGAAACGGUGUCCUAUCAGGGAUCUGUACUUUUGGAACCUAAGCCUUUGAGAAUCUGAAUAUAUAAUUUAUGAAUAUGAAUUUAUGGCCAACCCCAAAUCUCUCUAACAUGCUGAAAAGACCCACUCCACUCAGUCUAAUGGCUUUUUAAGCAUCAAGUGAAAGCACACUACUUCUGAUACGCUAGGUGAUGAGAGGCCAUAAAGGAUAUUCAAAGUCAUCUAAUAUAAUAUAAUGAAAAACUAUUCUUAUUAAAACCUGUUUGAUCAGGUGAUAUGAUGAAGGCAAGAACCCCCUCCAAACAAUAUGCCAGAACAUUUGCGAGGAUUUCAGCAUCAGUGUUUAGAAAAGAGAUGGAUGGUAUGAACUGCACUCAACAGGGUUUUUUCUUUCUUGUGGAUUAAAGAGAUAACUGACUGCCGCACGGUUGAGGGUAGGUAUUUUAAAGAGGUAUUUCAAAAGCUGACAGCAAUAAGGAGAAGAGUUGAUCUGAACGUUUCUUUAAGUAGCCUGGUAAGCAUCCAGCCCUGGGGACUUGCCAGUUUGCAUAGAUUUCAUUGCUGAAGUGAUCUCUGCAGCUGAGAGGCCCUCCUACAGCCCAGCCAAUGGCCAUGAAGCUACAGAAGAGACACAACAGGUCUUCAAAACAUCUUCCAGCAAGAAGGAUUCACAGAUGAGUCAGAGGUGUAGAGUGAUCGAUAAAACAUAUGGGGGCAGGAAUUUUCUUUUAGGCGGUCUGUGGUUUUCAAGCUUUGCUCAUCGUAGACCGUCGGAAUUAUUUGUUUGGCAGUUGUUUGCUGUAGCUGACGAGCAAAUAUCCUUCCAGCUUUCUCUCCCUGUGCUGCUGUUUAGAGAUAAGGUAUUCAGCCUGUCAUGUUGACAGGAGAGCAGACUCGGCCUGUAGUAAUAUAUGCUUUUUCGUUAUGUCAGCAGAAGGAAGAUGACUCUAUACAAAACUGCCAGACAUCAGCUACAUGAUUUAGGAAAAAAACGAUGGAUUACAUGUGCUGAUUUAGACAUGGAGAAUAAGAUGGUAGAUGAGAGAAUAGACUGGAGACCAUAGGUUUAUCCCAGUUUGGUACAUAAAAAUUGACCUGGAUGACCCAGAAGUACAAACAUUUACCUCACCACAAUAUAAUAGUGCCCUGCAGGGUCAGCCUCUGCACUUGCCAUGUUUUUAUCAAUCAAUAUAGCUGCUCCUCCACCAUUUGAGUGGAAAUUGGAGUGAUAGAAGCAUGCUGUCCAUAUUGUCCUUAUAAGUAUUAGAAUGAUUCACUAUUAGAAUUUACAGUUUUGCAUAGUAAAGGAAUGGUAUGGGUAGUGGGAGAUUUUUUCCACGUUUUUCCAUGUAUUUGUUUUGCUCAAACAUGCAUUGUUGUCAUCAAUUAUUUAAUUGUCACGGCUGUUCACAUUUGAUAAAUCCAUCAGUCCAUAGAUAUCAGUCUAAGCACUGAUUAUACAUUACAAUCAGAUAUGAUAUACUUUAUUACUUUAUUGUACCAAUGGAGAAACUUGUCUUGGACCUUUCAUUAUAUUUGUUUAUAUUCAUUAUAUUGAUUUAUUAUAUUUAUUUAUUCAUUAUAUUUAAUAUAUUGGCAGUUCUCAUGUAUGGAGAUUACUUCCACCAAAUUCAAAUUUCUUUUAAUGAGCUAGUCAUUGUUUCACCAAAUUUGUUGUUUUUAUGGGGGUUCUGGAUUUGUGUGUGGGGGGGGGGGGGGGUUGUUUGUUUGUUUGUUUUGUUCAGAAUAUGCAAAGAUACUAAAUUUGUUUUUCAUGUUUAAAAAGGUCUAUUUUAAGCCUUGCCCUUCUCCUUCUUCAAGACAGGCCAUGGGACAGGUGAGAAUGCACAGCUGUGUAGACAGGAAGUAUACAUGCUGAGUGCCCAAAACAAAAGUGAUAUUUGACCAUAUAGGUGCAUUUCUGAAACUCCCCUACAGAAUCAUGUGAGGACAAGGUUGGAUUUGCAAUUUGUCUGACUGAUGUUUAUGAAAAUGUAAUGAUGAUGAUUAGAAUACAUAGCAUGUAAACAGUCGUUUAAUGCAGUCAUUUAGUUAUUUGUACAUAGAAAUGUGAACUGGGAACACUUUUUUCUUUCAGCAUAUUCAGUUAAACAUGUAAGAGAUUUAAUUGAGCAUGUGUAACUAAAUGUGAGGUAUGUGUUGAUAAUCACCUGCUUAACAUCUUAAGUUUCAAAAGUAUGGUUUUUUAGGAUAAAACAAUUUUUUGUGAUUUGGCCCACUAAAAAUAGUAGGCCUCACUGUUUAUAAGCAGGGUUCCAAUGUGCCAUGUAAUUUCUGGGAUAUUAUGGAAUUUUAAAAGUCUGUUCCAGACAUAGAUAAUCAAGAGAACUGAUAUUUUUUGGUGUAAAAUCAUGGAAUAUCAGGAUAUUUUGUAUGUAGCAACUUAAAAUUUUAGCUGCCAUUUAUCAAAAAUGUUUAUGCAUUUAUCAUACUGUGUGAGUGGUUGUUAUGGUUACUUGAUUUUUCCGAACCCAUUUAACAAAGGCCUGUUUUUCCAAUCA
Molecule: messenger RNA, 4265 nt
Organism: Electrophorus electricus (electric eel)
Lineage: Eukaryota; Metazoa; Chordata; Actinopteri; Gymnotiformes; Gymnotidae
Gene: kcnj2b
Product: potassium inwardly rectifying channel subfamily J member 2b
Biological process (GO): regulation of monoatomic ion transmembrane transport; potassium ion import across plasma membrane
Cellular component (GO): plasma membrane
Molecular function (GO): inward rectifier potassium channel activity
Source: RefSeq, a predicted model, not a curated record